UUUAACCAAACAAAGAGGAGGAAACCAAAAACACCAAAACACAGUCCUCCAAUAGACUGACGGAUAAACACAGACCAGCUGAACAAUCCCCCCGCGCAUGCUCUGUGUGAUCAUCCCAGUACUAAAGAGUGCAGUGCACAAGUAGCGCGAGAGAUGAAGACUCCUCCUGACAGAUCAGGGAUCACCUUUGAGGUCGGGGCGCAGCUUGAAGCCCGUGACUGCCACAAGAAGUGGUACGCCGCCACCAUCGAGAAGAUCGACUACGACACGGAGAAAGUCCUGAUCCACUACCGCCAAUGGAGCCGGAGACACAACGAAUGGUUCCAUUGGACCUCGCCGUUCCUGAGGCCGCUGGAGAGAGUCAGCCUGAGGAGGCAGGGUCUGAAUCCUCCAUGCUCACAGCCGAUGUUUGUUUCAGGUACGAAGGUCCUGGCCUGUUGGACCGACUGUCGCUUCUACCCGGCCAAAAUCCUCAGAGUCAACAGGGACGAGUCCUACACCGUGCGUUUCUACGACGGCGUGGUUCGGACUGUGAAGCCCACCAAAGUCAAACCUUUCCAGGAAAAGUCCAGAUCAGAGAAGUAUGCCGUCGGAAGCGAGGGAUGGGAGGAAGGGGAGAGCGGUGAGGACGGAAAAGAGAGUGAGGACGAGGGGGAUGAGGAAGAGGAAGAGGAGAAGAAGGAUGAAGAGGAGAGGGAGGAGGAGGAGGAGAAGGAGGAGGAGGAGGUGAUGUCAGAGGAGAAGGAAGGAGGUGAGGACGUGGAGGAGGAGAGGAAGAGGAAAGCUGAACCUUCAUCCUCACAUCCAGCAGCAAAGAGGAAAACAGAUGACGGUGGCAGCGGUGCGGCUCACGAUGAGCCAAUCACAGCUGACCCCGCCCAGCCGGCCCCUACAAACCCCGCCAACAUCAACAAAGAUGUCCUGCUGGAACGUCAGUCCCACCUGCCCACCACACACAAGUUCAGCAGAGAACCAUUGUACCGGGUGAUAAAGAACCAGCCUCCUCCCAUCCUCUCCAUCGAGCUCGACCACAACCCCUUCAAGUGUCCCGCUGCCGGCUGCACCAAGUCCUUCAGGAAGGCCAGCCUGCUGCACUACCACAUCAAAUACUACCACUCCGACCAGCAGCUGGACGAGGGAGGCGGCGAGCUGGAGCCACCCAGGAGGAAGAGGACAUCGUCCAAGGGGGGCGACUUCAUGUCGGAGAGGAGGAGUGAGGACCAGGAUGACACCUGUGAGCAUGUGGACAGAGAGCACAGCAUCAUGGGAGCAGAGGUGAAGAGGGAGAAACCUGGAGGGCUGGACCGAAAGGAGAGGAAGAACUUCCUGAGAGUCAAACUUAAGAAGAAGAAAAAGAAGAAGAAGAAGAGGAGGAGCCACUCAGGUGGGAGUCAAAAACUGUCAGGACUCGGCAGCAGUGACGAUGAGAGCUCAGACAGACCUCCGAUCACUCUGAAGCUGUCCUCUGAUCUCCACGAUGUAGACACACAUGUCGACGACGGCAGCGACUGGUCGACACUAACGGCAGAGAGCGGAGAGGACACGCCCUCUUGGCCUGUGUCUAUGGAUACAGAGGAGUGUGAGGUGGUGAGGUGUGUGUGCGAGGUGGACGAGGAGAACGACUUCAUGAUCCAGUGUGAGUCGUGUCUGUGUUGGCAGCACGGGACCUGUAUGGGUUUAUACGAAGACAACGUCCCUCACAACUACAUCUGCUACUACUGCAGACACACCGCAGGUUGGAGGCGGGCUCAGCGCUUCCUGUCAGAGCCUGAUUUGCUGAUAUCAGGUCACAUGUUUGGCCUUUCCUGCGUGAAGGAGAACUACUCAGAGAUCAACGCCUCCAAGAUCUCACACACCAGACGCCUGCUGGCACACACACACGGUCUCAAUCAGGUCCUCAGCGGGCUGCAGCUCAAAAUCAGCCUGUUACACUCCCCGUCACACCCCGAUCUGCAGCUGUGGAGGUUACCAUGGAGAAGAGAGGAAGGGUCGAGGCUGGCGUCCAGCCCGAGAGGAGACACCCCCCUCUGCUACGUCAGCAGCGAGCACUGCUACCAGAAGCCUGGAGCAUCAUGGGAGAAAGCAGAGGAGACGGUCGUAGUGAAGCAGGAGCAGGACUAUGAGCAGAAGGAAAUCAAGACUGAAGAGGACGACCAGAAACCAGCUGUCAUCACACACACCGUCACACACAUAGACACGAGCAGAAUAAAGAGAGAGAACCACACACACACAGACGGCAACCAACACACACACGCUCAGACGAACCCGGUGGAGGCGGCGCCGGAGGCCGAGUGUCAACUGAACCUGCAGGAACAUGUCGAGUCUCUGCACCAGCAGAUCAGCGCCAGGAUGGACAUGAUAGAGAGAGAGCUGGAUGUCUUGGAGUCCUGGUUGGACCACUCCGGCGAGCUCGAGCCUCCCGACCCUUUGUCCCGCCUCCCACAGCUCAAACAGCGAAUCAGGAGGCUGCUGCGCGACCUGUGCACCAUGAGACGUCUGUCGGUGUGGCGCUGACACAUCUCCCUCCUCAGACUCUGAACCCUCUGACCUUUGACCCCUGCACGUCUGUGGUGGACUAAAGAAGGAGACAGAAAGGAGCGGACUCUCGACCUGACGGACUGGACUUUUGAGUCUGUUGUGUUCCCUGAGCGUCGCAGCACAGCGCCCCCCUGUGGAGGAGAAAAGCUGAACUGUCACAGAGCUGAUUUUAACAGUUUGUAUAAAGUGACUGAGAGAAACAGAAACACAACGUCAGACCUGUGGAGUCGGGUUUUAGUUUGUAACCAGCUGACGUCGGGAUGACAUCACUUCCUGUUUGAUGUUUUUAAAGUUUAGUAUCUGAACUGACACGGGGCACCGUCGAGACUUCGGCAAAGCUAACCGCAGAGCUUAGACUGAAGUUCCCCCGAGAUCUGCGUGACCUCAUCCAGACACAACAUUAACUGUAAAUAAAGAUGGAUGACACCUCUCCACCCUGUUCCUCUGUACAAAAGUGAAGCCAAAAUACUGUAAUGGGCGCUGACAUAUUUCAGUGUUAGAGUUGUUGCAGAGGAGAUCAGCUGGAGGCGGCAGGCAGCCACCAGGGGGAGCGCUACAUGUUUUGGUUUCACUUUCAGGGAGCUGCUGUGUCAUCCAUCUUUAUGUACAGUCUAUGAUUGAAACAGAGGUUUUUAAAGACGUGAGGAUUUAGUAAAAAGGUUUCCACAUUUAUACUUUUAUAAGUUUCCAGAAGGAGAGACUUUACCGGACUGAACGUUAAAACUUCCUUUACGUGUAAAAACAUUCAGUUUAAAAGACGAAGUUAAAAACGGUAUCCUGUAACUUUGCAGAUUUAUUUCCACUUUUUAACAAUGAAAGGUCAGGACAUUUUGUUUGAAAGGCGUUACGGCGCAGGUUUAGGUUCUGCUAUUAAAACAGAAGUGUUAAUAUUCACAUGUUCACACGGCAGAAAGAAACAUGAGGAGGGAUUAUUAAGCUGUACAGAAACAAACGACUGAAACUGACGUGUGUGUUUGCUUUUAAGACGUCGUACUGUCACUCAGCAGUUAUUCUUUUCCUUUUUAUUUCAUUUAAAAAAAACAAGUGUUAAUAGUUUUUCACGUCUUCCUCAACUUUUCUAGAUUUAUAUCACUUCUUUCAUUUUCUGACUUUAGGAGAAAAAAGUAAAAAAAAACAGUUUUAACGUCCGUUCCUCUUAACGCUCUUUACCCUUGGGAACAGCUUAUAACUCAGUGUGUCGUGCUCUCUCUCUCGCAGACUCUAUGUAAAGGUUUCGUCCACUUUAACUCCAGAAAGGUGGAUCUUUCUGAAGAACACGUUCUCUGUAAAUACAAACACUUUCAGUUCUGUGAAUAUUUCUCAUUACAGCCGUUGGGCAGAGCGAGGUUAAUGCGUCUAAUAAACUUUACAACACGAGCUUAGAGCAGCUGUUUUUAUGUCAUAAGAUUAAACGUUUAUAUAUGGACAUGAAGCCAAGGUUUUUAUCUCAUGGUUUAAAACUCAACCUCUUAUUAAGAGGAAACAAACAUUAUGUCUUCUGAUAACCUCUGAAGAAAGCCCAGGAGGCGUCUUGAGAAUCAUUAAAUAUCACAAACAUCCAGAGAGAUUAUCCCGGGCGCUAAAAGAGAAACAACUUUUCUAAGCGACAUGGAGAAAUAGUCGUACACACGGUUACUCAACACUUUUCAGUCAUCGUGAGUUUCCUCCGCUGUGACUCAAAGCUUCUGAGAAUGUAAAUAGUUUUCUACUCUUGUUGGAGAAAGGAGUUGUACAAAGCUGAAGAUGUAUUUUGAUAGAAAGAUUAUCUGGUUGUUAAAUAAGUUUGGAUCAGUGUGGAAACACAACAGGAAGCUGGAACCGGCUGAAUCGACUGAAAACGAAGCAAAGAAGGAGCAAACGGGAAACUUGGGAUGUGUGCGAUGUUCCCUUCAUGACCGCCUCACAACCCUUCGUGCAGACGGCAUGACACUGAUCUCUCUCUGAGGCGUUCUCUCACGUUCCACCAUGAAAACAAACCUCCCCCUUUGCUCUCUCAUUUCACUCCAGAGUUUCUCCAACAGGUGACGUCUGCUGCCUGAUGUUGUUAUCAGAAACAGUCUGUAGUUGGUUGAUACAGAUAUUAAACCAAUACUUCAAUGCAUCCAUGUUUUCAUCCUUUUCUGUCCUGUCUUUUCUCUUGAUGAAUUGCUCGGUUGGGUAACUCAGUGAAAUAAAAACAUUCAGAUUUGA
Molecule: messenger RNA, 4728 nt
Organism: Notolabrus celidotus (New Zealand spotty)
Lineage: Eukaryota; Metazoa; Chordata; Actinopteri; Labriformes; Labridae
Product: PHD finger protein 20-like
Exons: 18
Coding region: 154-2514 (786 amino acids)
Biological process (GO): regulation of transcription by RNA polymerase II
Cellular component (GO): nucleus; NSL complex
Source: RefSeq, a predicted model, not a curated record